AUGUUAACAUCUAAUAAAAUUCAAAAUAAUAUAAAUCACAUAGAAGGAGAAGAAGGAGUUGAAUGGAGGCAAUUAGAAAACAAACACAUGUACUCCUCAUCUCCCUUAAUAUCAAGAAGAAUAUCACCUGAAGGGAAUACUUUAUUAUCAUCAAUAAAUCCAUUGCCACUGUCAUCACCUCUAGCCUCACCAUUACCAUCGUCAUCAUCCAAAUCGGCUGCUAUAACUAAACAGGAAUCCUUCAAUCAUCAGAAGUUGUAUUACAACAAACCAAAACAAUUAAAUUUAAACACAUCACUGCUAAAUUUAGGCUGGACACAAAGUCCAAGUUGUACAAAUUCUUAUAGUAGAGAAUUUUUCUGUUUAUUCGAUUGUGCCAGCAGUAUAAAUGAUGAAGAAAAGACAGAAGUAUUAUUAAAUUCUGAAGAAAAGUUGAACAGUCCAAAGCGUAUCACGAAUAUCCCUACUAACAACUCAGUUACCGGAGAUAUCUCUAAUGCUUAUAAUCUCUUCUCACGUUUAAUUAAUCAUGCUAUCAAUGGCCAACUACGUGUAUGCCGUUUUCGUAGUAUUUGUUGGCGUAUAUUUCUUGGUAUUCUACCAAGUGAUGUUAACAAUUGGUCAAAACAAUUAAAAACAGAUCGUGAAUAUUUUGCUAAAUUGAGUUAUCAAAUUAAUCCUGAUCCACAUAAUACUACUACUAAUAAUAAUAAUUCUAAUGAAAAUCAUUUCAAUAAUGAUCAUCCAUUAUCUUCGAAUACAACAAGUUUAUGGAAUAAAUAUUUUCAUGGUUUACAAAUUAAACGAUGUAUAGCUAAAGAUGUGGAUAGAACAUUUCCAAAUGUACAAUAUUUUCGUAGUCAAAAAAUUCGUGAUAUUAUGAUUAACUUGUUAUAUAUUUAUACAGAACAUCAAAAUAUAUCUUAUGAACAAGGUAUGCAUGAGAUACUGGCACCAUUAUUAUUUGUUUUACACUGUGAUCUUAUAGCAUUUGAACAUGUACAAGAAAUGAAGCUUAUUUCAUCAGAUUUAUGGAAUACACUAAAUUAUGUAUUGAAUAGAGAAUAUUUUCAAGCUGAUGUUUAUACAAUAUUUGCUAAAGUAAUGAAUUCAAUUAAACAUUGGUAUCCUCAAUCAAAAGUGAUCAAUAAGUCAAUCAAUCUUAAUAACCAUGGCGGUAGUAAUAAUAUUAAUAAUAAUGCUAGUAAUAACAAAGAGAAGGGAAUUAGAAGACUUACCUCGGUAGAACUGCCAAACGGAAUACAAGAAAACAAUAUAAACCAAUCAUCAAAAGAGAGGAGAAGAGUUUCUCAUAAUAAUAACAGUGGUAACAUUAAUGCUGAUAAGUCAAAUUAUUUUCAACUUUAUUACGAUCACAAUGAACUAGAAGAUAAAACUACCGAUGACGUCGAAACAAACCGAAGACGAUCGAAUACAGAUGAAUAUUAUAACUAUCAUCAUCAUCAACAACAACAACACUAUCAAGAAGGAGAACAUCAGAAGUCAGGAUUCUACUUUGAUGAAAAAGAACACGCGAAACACAAUUGUUCAGGUUAUUGUUAUGUUGAAGAGAUACAUAAGCAAUUAGUAUUAAAACAUCAUCCAAAAUUAUAUAAAUAUUUAAAACAUUUAGAUAUUGAACCAAAGUUGUUUGGUCUACGAUGGAUACGUUUGUUAUUUGGGCAUGAAUUCCCAUUACAAGAUUUAUUAUACAUAUGGGAUUGUAUAUUUGCUAUUAAUGAUAAUUUGGCCUUUGUACCAUAUAUGUAUUUAAGUAUGCUGUUACGUUUAGCUCCCCUGCUAUUGAAAUAUGAAUUCGCCGAGUGCUUAACCUUACUCAUGAAUUAUCCAACUGGUAUAGAUGUUACCUAUUUAGUCUACUUCGCGUUACACUUAUAUAAGCCUCAAUUAUACUAUAAACCACCAAAUGCUUAUAACUAUUACACAGAUGACAGUAGUAAUCACAGCAAUGAUGAGAAUCAUCCGAAUAACAAUAUACCCAAGAAUAUUCCUCAUUCUAAUUGUAAUAUGAGCCAUAGAAAUAGUCAGUCCAGUAAUGAUGGUAAUAUAAAAAAUAUGAAUUACAGAGAUAGAUCAAGUAUUGGCCGUAAAACUAACAAUACGAAUAAUAUUUCUCACAACUAUAAGAAAUUUAAUUCCGUAUUAUCACUUCCAUGUAUACGUGAUAAAAUAAGACUGAAAAUACAAAAUUCCCCAAUGCUUAAUCGAUCGACCAGUUAUCGAGAGACAGAAAACACAAAUCAUACUACUAAUAAUACUAACAGUAGUAAUAAUGAUAAUAAUAUUAACAAUAACGGUACAACUGUUGGUACAAUACGACGUAGUAAAAGUUUUAAAGAUUAUGAACAAUCAUUAAUGCUUAGCAGAGGUGUAUCUAUCACAGACUUAUUAAGUCUACAAAAGUUAAGUAAACAUUUCACAGGGAAUAAUGAUAAUGUUCAACUUUUAAAUAACAAUACUACUACUAAUAAUAAUGAUGAUAAUAGUAGUAAUUCAUCAGUCAUUGAAAGUAAAUUUCAUCACAGGAAAGGUCGUACAAGUUGUAGUUCUGUAAGUCUUAAUCAUGAUCACUAUAAUACCAAUAGUAAUGAUGAUCACAUGAAUGCCUCACUCUUCAUCGAACCAAACGUCAAUCAUGAUGCCUCUAGUAAUUACACAGAUUUGCAUUUAUCCGUACCACAAUUAACUAACAACACAAAUUAUUCUAUGCAUUACAAUGGUUAUCAUCAUAAUGAUUCAAAGAAGAUAUCAAAUUUGACAACUAGUCUGAGUAAUUUAUUCACAAGUUAUGUAACAACAAAAUCAACUGCAAAUAUUCAUUUACAAGCAUCUGGAAUAAAAUAUCCUUCAUUAUCAUCCGUUUACAAUAGUACUGGAAUGAUCAAUAUGAAAAAUAUCAAUAAUAAUAAUCAUAAUGAUAAUGACAGUACAGAUUCAUCAUUUAUGGAUACAACAGUACAACCAAAUCCCCAGAAUCAUCUUCCUAGAAGUUUAAUGGAUUCCUCUUCAUCAUCUUUAAAUAUAGAAGAUAUUCAGGAUAAUAAAAAUGAAUUGAAUGAAGAAACUCAUUUACUUAUCGGGAAUUGUAUCAAAUCACUGAGUAUGUGUGCAACACACUUAGAUAUGUACUUCAAUAAUAGUUCAACAAUACAAGAUAAAAAUAACACCUAUAGAAGGACUAGUCUACAGGCUAGCUCAUUGUUUGAUUUCUCUUCAUCAGUAACAGAAACACUAGCGCCAACUACAACAGACUUUCAGCAUACCUGUCAACCGUAUACUUCAUAUCAACCUAGAAGAAAUUCAAGUCAUCCAGCCUAUUAUUCUACAAGAUCAUCUCUUCCAACAUCCCCGAUAUCACUCUACUCAAUGCAUUUAUAUGAUCAAGCUUUAUUCACAGAUUUUGAUCAUUUAAAAUAUAUUCAAAAUGAAAUUAAAACAACGCUAGAUAAUUUAAUAAAAUUUUUAUAUAAUCAUAUGGAUAUACCACAAGAACUGACAGAUGCUAAAUUGAUAGACACGGUAAAACAAGAGAAUAAUAUUGACUUGUCAAAUUUAUUAACAAAUCCAUUCAAUGAAGAGAUUAGUAUAACUUCACAGAAUGAUGAAUUACAACUGCCAAGAAUUUCAAGAACUGUCUCACUAUCAUUGUCAUCACCAGCGUCGACAUCGCCACCAGCAACUGCCACAUCACUAACUUCUCCAACACACUUUUGAAUUUGAAUAAAAUACAUGAACGGUUUAAAAUAUUUAUAUUUAUAUAUUUGUAGUUCAGUUUCCCAUUUUUAUUGGAAUACUGAGCAGUAAAACUAUAAAACAAUGUUAUUCUUCUAGUUUAUCUUAUUUUUUAUUAAGAUAUCACAUUCUGAAAAUUACAAACACACAAGAGAAAAAAAUGAAAGAAUUGUGUAAAUUAAUAAAACAGGAAGUCACUUGUUUUUUGAAAAAAAAUAUAUCAAACACAGAAAUGCAGAACUUUAAAUAUGUUCUAAAUUUGGUAACUACUGAAGUGGAUAAGUUUUCCUAAUAAGACAGCUGAUUGCCUUAAAUAUCAACAAACUAAAAUCUACCAAUCAGAAGAAGUGUAAGCUGCUUACAAAUGCGUAGGCGUAGCGCCAAGUAGCUUACUGUAGACAAAUUAAUUAUAAAUAUGAUUGGUAGAUUUCAGUUAGCUGACAUCAGGACUAAUCAGCUGAUUACGAUCUUUAUAUACGCCUUUCCUUUUGUCUUUUCUUGUUUUUAUUUUUGCAAACUGAUAUAACAUACAGGUUAUGUUACAUAAUAUUUAUUAAUUCUUCGAAUAAUUUUGUACAUGUUUGCAGACAUAGACAGAUGUGAGCAUAUCAUCCUGUUUAUUUACCCGUUUUUGUUGAGAUUUUUGUAAAUCAUAUUUUUAAUGAGAAUUCUCUAAUGUGCAUAAAAUAGACUACGACACAUUCCUUACUGAAAUUGUAUAUUUAUAAAAUUUUUUGACAGAUAUUUUUUCAUACACCUUUAAAGUGAACUUUUUUUCAUGAUACCAAAUGACACAUCACUUUUUUUCUUUCUAUGAGACUAUUCAAUAAGUUCUUGAAUUGUAUUUAUAAAAAUAAAUUAUCACUUUA
Messenger RNA from Trichobilharzia regenti, 4622 nucleotides. The record is from the annotation of a GenBank genome assembly. Lineage: Eukaryota; Metazoa; Platyhelminthes; Trematoda; Strigeidida; Schistosomatidae.